Toxotes jaculatrix (banded archerfish) is the source of this 2168-nucleotide messenger RNA. It is a transcript of the gene atp1b1a, whose product is annotated as ATPase Na+/K+ transporting subunit beta 1a. Gene Ontology annotation, biological process: potassium ion import across plasma membrane; sodium ion export across plasma membrane; intracellular sodium ion homeostasis. NCBI's taxonomy places the organism in Eukaryota, Metazoa, Chordata, Actinopteri, Toxotidae. Bases 162 to 1058 code for a protein of 298 amino acids. Gene Ontology annotation, cellular component: sodium:potassium-exchanging ATPase complex. Gene Ontology annotation, molecular function: ATPase activator activity. The transcript is spliced from 6 exons. The record is from RefSeq and is a predicted model, not a curated record.
GAUAAAUUGUGUGUGGUACAAUUGGCGAAGUCGCGCACGAAACUGUCUCUUGUCGCUUCCUGUGAGGGACGGUCGACAGUCUGAGCUGAAAGUCCUCGAGCACAGCCGUUAAAUCACAUCCACCGACAGCAGAACGGGGGAAUAAACACCGGGGAGUUAACAUGUCUGGAAAUAAAGACAGUGACGGCGGAUGGAGGAAAUUUCUGUGGAAUUCAGAGAAGAGGGAGUUUCUAGGACGAACAGGGGGCAGUUGGUUUAAAAUCUUCCUGUUCUAUGUGAUAUUCUAUGGAUGCUUGGCUGGGAUUUUCAUCGGGACCAUUCAGGCGUUGUUGCUUACGCUAAGUAACUACAAACCCACCUAUCAGGACAGAGUCGCUCCCCCAGGUCUAUCACACACCCCACGCUCAGACAAAUCUGAAAUUUCUUUCAAUAAGUCUGACGAGGCUUCGUUUAAGAAGUACAUCGACAGUGUCCAUGAAUUCCUUCAACUUUAUGAUGAUGAUCGUCAGAUUGAUCAGAACAAAUAUGAAAACUGUGGAGACACUCCUCAGCCUUACAAGGACCGUGGGGAUACUUCUGGAGGACAGAAGACUGCCUGCCGUUUCCUCAGGUCUUGGCUUGGCAGCUGCUCUGGGGUGAAUGAUCCCUCCUUUGGCUUUAAGGAGGGAAAGCCCUGCAUUGUUGUCAAGCUCAACAGGAUUGUCAACUUCAAACCAAGGGCUCCUCUUAAUCAGUCACUCCCAGAAGCUCUGAAGGGCAAAGACGUGUCCAACCUGAUCCCCAUCCACUGCAAGAACAAGAGAGAGGAGGACGAGGGCAAGAUUGGAGACAUCAAGUACCAUGGACUGGACAGAGGCUUUCCCCUGCAGUACUACCCAUACUACGGCAAACUGCUGCAGCCCCAGUACCUGCAGCCUCUGGUGGCCAUUCAGUUUACCAACAUCACUCUGAAUCAGGAGGUCCGCAUCGAGUGCAGAGUGUUCGGAGAAAACAUUGACUACAGCGAGAAAGACCGCUACCAAGGACGUUUCGAUGUUAAGCUCACAAUCAAGUCAUGACCUCAGCCAUGACGAGCACUCUCAUUUUAAAUACAAAUAAAAUGUAGAGAGAAUUAAAGAGUUCAGAUAAACACCACUAGUCUUUGAACAUUCAUAAUAUACAGGACCUACACUUAAUCUGUGUGCUUUACACUAGCUUUUCUGUGUGUUUGUCGAGGGUUAGAAUGUAAAAUACAAGAGUAGCAAUAGCAAAUAUUUAUUCUACUGUAAAUGAAAAUAUUCCUUGAGCCAUGGGAUGUGUUCAUCUAUUACUGUAAAACCGCAAUUCCACUACUGACGUGUAGCGAGCUGUGUUUCUGUCCCCAAAGUGUUUCAUCCUAAUGUGGUUUCUAUAUAUUUUUGGAGUGUCCAGUGCUGUAGUCUAGUCCUGUUGUAAUCUCUUUUGUCUUAUGUCAGCUUUAGUGGUCCAAGGUGUGUGUGUGUGUAUGCGCUAGUGUCUGUUUGCAGGUGUGUUAGUUUAUGUGUGUGUGUGGAGUGUGCGUUAAUGUUCUCUGAUUAACGGAAUUACUAGCAUGGUACUCUGAACCUUUAAGGCCCAUGUGUGAGUAAAUGACUGCGCUCCAUGGAAUCUGUUUUUUUUGUGUGUUUCUUUAUCCAAGUUGUUGAAGUUCACUUUGGAAGGAAACAUUUGUACACCUUUUCUUUGUUGUUCACCUUAGCUGUAGGAUAUAGUUUGAUGACAUUUCUGUUUGAUACUCUUACAUCUGUUCAUUCUUAAUUCAUAGUGUAGAGCUUUGUGGGUCCAGCCUAGAAGACUGUCACCUCCAUGAAAACAGUGGCAACUCAGUGCUUUGAAAUCUGUUUUGCUGGAGACAUCACACGACGUGAUGCAACUUACUAUUGAAUGUUUUAGCCAUUUUCAUGGUGGAAGAAUUUUAUAUUUAUGCAGUUGUACAUUUUUUUCAAAGUGUAAUGUAUGAAUCCAAAACCAAAGUCGCUGGUCAAAGAGUUAGAAAAUAUCAGAGGCAAUGCAGUAUCCCGUGUAAUACGAUGUUUAGUUGGUGUGAAAAUACUUAAUUCAGUGUUGAAGAUCAAAACACUUGUCAGGAGUCUGCUCUUGUCACUUUAUUUAAUCUGCAUAAGGCUGAAACAAUAAACAGAAAAAUGAGA